AACUUGAACGCAGCACUCUCAUGUCAGUCCAGCCCGGCGGGGGAGACACAAGGAGAAAGCGAGGCCGUCUUAUCAGCGCUGUCCUCCCCCUUCUCUGCGAGCUAUAUCGCACAACCAUCUGGAAGCAAGCGGCUCCUUCUUUGGAGGCGUCUUCUUUUUUUCUUCUUCGUGUUGUUUUUUUUUUUGGAGGGAGAAGAUGUCCAGACGCAAACUUGGAAGCAGACCGCAGCACCUGAGUGCAAUUCACGAAGCUGUGGACACGGCGGAAGGAAGCGGACCGCCACAGCAUCAUUUUCCAGCCACGCAGAUCCCCACAGUUUCUGGGGGUCGUGACCUUUUAACCUGCGGCCAGUGCAGCCAGGCCUUCCCCCUGGCGCACAUCCUGGCCUUCAUCCAGCACAAACAGGGCGGAUGUCUAUCUCGCAACCAGGGGGCCGGCGCCAAUGCCGCGCCACCCUCACCUGCCCAUCAGCAGCUGCAGCAUCGGCAACGUGUUGCUGGGGCCGCCGUCACUGCGGCCGCCGUGCUGGGACCGGGCUUCAUUGAGCUGAGGAGAGAGGAGGCACAGAGGGACCGAAGCUGGGGGGCGGAGCUUGGUGUAAAGGUGAAGGCGGAGCCCAGUAAAGCAGCGCCCGAGGAGCCCUCCUACUUUACCUGCCAGCAGUGCGAGAGCGUGCACUCCUCGGCGUGGGCGCUGUUGCAACACGCCCAGCACACACACUCCUUCAGCAUCUACCUGGAGGACGACGACGACGACGAUGAUGUCAGAGCAUCAGGGGGCCUUCAAGAUAACUCACCUGUUGCAGCUACACUGGACCCGCGCCACCUGAGCCAAGCCCUUGCCUCCGCCUUCCAGCCCUCCGCCCAUCGGGGGCUCGGUCGCCCCCACCAGACGCACGCCGCCCCACCCCCUGCCAACCUGCAGGCUCUGAACUUCUCGGUGCGGCUCAGGGAACUCGCUGAAGGCAACAACAACAACAACAACCCUGCCAACAGCUCACCGGUGUCGCCCUCCUCCUCCCCACCAGCCGCGUCCCCUUUUCCUCAAAUGGGCGUCCUCCAGGCCGACUUCCACUGCGAGAUAUGCGACCAUAACUUCCAGUCCCUGCGCGCCCUCUCCGCUCACCGCCGGACUCAUGCCUGCGAGAGACCAUAUCACUGUGGAGUGUGCGGCCAAGCCUUCUCCCAGAGCGGCCAGUUGGCACGUCACAUCAGGAACCAUCACCGUGACGCUGCGGGUGGAGGCAGCGCCUAUGAAUCAGCAGAUAUAGUAGCGGCGGAGGGUACCAGGGGCAGGUUUCAAAUGCAGUCAGGAAAGGUGAUGGACAUGAGAGCACAAGGACCCUCGGAAUUGGACAAGCAUCCCGCCAUUCCUUCGGCUCUCAUGUUGCUCCCCUCGCAGGUUAGACCUGCAGACAGAGAGCUGCUGAGGCUCUACCAGGCCCCGAGGGACGGUGGCGAAGCGGGGGAGGAGGAGGCAGAGGGACAAGGCGAGACGCGGCACGCCUCACCCUGUGCCAGCCCCUCAGAGGGCUCGCUAGAAAGCGGUGAGACCGGUGGCAGCGGAGAGAGCGGAAUCGCUAGCGGAAACUGCACACCCAAACGCCCUGAAAUGGGCGAACGGGUGCGAGGUGUCGGCGAGUGGGAAAGCGAACGGGCGGAGAUUAUUGACUUCAGCUCGGCGAAAGUCAGCGAGGCGGUACAGGAGUGGCAGAGGGAGAACGAGCGGAGAGGUGGCGGCGGCAACGGCGGCAACGGCGGCAACGGCGCCAACGUGACCUCCAGCUCUUCUACCAAAAAGAAGAAAGACGAAGCUUGCGAGUUUUGCGGGAAACAGUUUCGCAACAGCAGCAACCUGACCGUGCACCGACGCAGCCACACGGGAGAGCGACCGUACCGAUGCGGUCUCUGCAACUACGCCUGCGCUCAGAGCUCCAAACUCACACGUCACAUGAAAACGCACGGCGCACAAGGAGCCAAGGCACCAUUUUUAUGCCAGCUGUGCGCCGUGCCUUUCACUGUGUAUGCCACCCUGGAAAAGCACCUGAAGAAGGUGCACGGCUUGAGUCACGCCAGCGUGGGCGCCUACGCCCAAGCCAGCGCCGCUGACACGUUGGCUGCCAUCAAGGCUGAAGAAGAGGCGGCAGCGGCCGCCGUAGUCGUGAAAAUGGAGGAGGACGAAGCCAGUUUGGAUCAAACGGAGAUGCGGGGUGCCGUAAACAUGGAGAACCAAGGACUUACCCAAGAGGGGGGCAGAGGCAGUCCUGCUGUAGAUAGCUUAGCAGAGGUGGGCGUGGCUUUGACCCCUGCCCCCUGAGACAUUCACAAUAUAAACUGUACAGAACUGGAUUUGCCCUUCAAAAUAAAACUUAUUGAACUGACAACCUGGAGUAGAAAAUAGAACUGAAGCAGACAUCAUAUGCAAAAGCUGCAGGCUGAAAAUGAAGUGCCUACUUUGAGACCACAGAACAAAACAGUGACAUUCAACUGGGACAUUACCAGCGCUGUAGAACAGGAAGUGAGCUACCACAGUCCACGCCAACACAGGAAAUCCUAUACCGUGUUGCAAACGAUGCAAUCAAACAGCUUGUCUCUUGACUUGACUUGACUGGACAGGCGGUGACGGACAUAAACUGUCAUGGUGAAGAAAUGAAUGACGGAUUAAAAAAAACAUCUCUGUGCGGGUUUUCUUUUGAGAAGACAUUUUUAAAGACUUGGAAUGAAUGCAAACAUUGUAUGCCUGCGGGUUGUCAACCUGGGCGCUCGUCACUUAAGGUUGUGUUUACAGGGCUCACAGGGGGCCCGGCAAGGUUGUGUCUCACACAUAUACACACACACACUCCACACUGUCUAUUCGAAAUGUGAAUAGACUUUCCAGGAUUACUUUCUAUGCAUACAAACUGUAAUCGACCCCCCCUAUAUGUGUGAAAACGGGUGUAUAUUAUUUUUCUGUUUUGGUGUCUUCUUUAUUUUAUCUGCUCUUGUUUACAUUUGUUAAAAUGUCCAACUGCUUAGAGACUGUAUUUUUUAAUGCUUUCUAAUUUAUCAAUGCAGCACUUGGUAGUUGUGUCUCACUGUUGCAAGAGUUGUGAGGCCCACUUGGUUGAUUGGAGCACUUGAGAGAGAGAGAGUUUGAAUGUUCUUUCUGUGUGUGUGUGUGUGUCUUCUACUUGAACUCUGUCCCGUGAUCUUGUGUCCAAAGCAUGACUUCUUCUGGUCAUAAUUGCUGUGUUUGUAGCUCAUUUUUGAUGCUGAGAAGCUCAUGCAAACACUUUUUUAUCAAGUAGAGAGUGUGCCAUCAACUCAUUUUGUGACUUUUUUUUUUCUUCCAAUGUCUGCUUGUAUCCAUAUCAGAGACACCAAAACAAUGUGUGUUGUGUAAAAGCAGUGUAACUGUUCAGGGAUCAGAUAAUGUACAUAGAUUGACAAUCUUUGCUGUUAUUAUUAUUGUUAUUAUUAUUAUUAUUAUUAUAUGGCUGCCUGUCGCUGUUACAUGCCCCGCAUCGUCUCCUGCUGAUUGUCUCCUUUAGCCUUGACACUUGCUUGUCUGACAUCAUUUUACAAUCUUGUCUUGAGGAGCCUCAAUAAAAAAAAUGAGGUGUA
Doryrhamphus excisus (bluestripe pipefish) is the source of this 3603-nucleotide messenger RNA. RefSeq names its product zinc finger protein 296 (gene znf296). Gene Ontology annotation, molecular function: RNA polymerase II cis-regulatory region sequence-specific DNA binding; DNA-binding transcription factor activity. Gene Ontology annotation, cellular component: nucleus. Lineage: Eukaryota; Metazoa; Chordata; Actinopteri; Syngnathiformes; Syngnathidae. Gene Ontology annotation, biological process: positive regulation of transcription by RNA polymerase II. The record is from RefSeq and is a predicted model, not a curated record.